Molecule: messenger RNA, 1188 nt
Organism: Dichotomopilus funicola
Lineage: Eukaryota; Fungi; Ascomycota; Sordariomycetes; Sordariales; Chaetomiaceae
Exons: 3
Coding region: 1-1188 (395 amino acids)
Biological process (GO): actin filament polymerization
Cellular component (GO): actin filament
Molecular function (GO): protein binding
Source: RefSeq, a predicted model, not a curated record
AUGGCUUUCUUCAAAAAGUACGCCGACGGUCUCGUCGACGAUAUCGGCCGCCUGGGUCUGGGCGACAAGGACAGGAAUGAGCGCAAAGACGAUAACCAGUAUGCAUCUAGCCGCGACGGCUACGGUGGCCAGAAUCCGCCCCAGCAGUACCCUCCCCAGGGACAGUAUCCUCCUCAACAAUACUCCCAUCAAGAGUACCCUCCCCAAGGAGGUGGAGGAUACGGUCAGCAGAGUCAGCAGCCCUACUCUCCUCCCCCGGGAUCGUACCAGUCUCCGCCGCCGACGCACGGCGAGUAUCGCCCCCCACCGCAAGAGCAGCAAUACCCGCCGCAGCCUCCUCCCCCGGGUUCUCGGCCGCCUCCUCCAUACACCCCGCCAGCCGAUAAGCCCCCUCUUUCCUCGGGCUGGACUCCUCGCUGGGAUGAGGAGUAUCAGCGCUGGUACUAUGUAGAGGAUGCUACAAACCACACCCAAUGGCACGCGCCCGGCACCCCGCAUCCCUCCUCGUCUGGGGAUGAGAGUCGUGGGCACGGGACACCGGGCGGCUACUUCCCUCCUACCGGCGGCGACCACGGCUCCUCGCAUGGUUUCGCUUCCCCCAGUCACGGAGGCGGUGACCACUACGGUGCUCAUGCGCCCCAGGGCUACGGCGGGGGUAGCUACGACGAGUCGGGACGUGGCGAGAAGCACAAGGAGAAGAAGGGCCAUGGUGGCUUGCUCCUGGGCGCUGCGGGCGGUUUGGCCGUAGGCGCCGUCGCUGGUGCUGUUGUCGCUCACCGCCUUAACGACGACUCGUCCUCAGACGACGAAUACCACGGGGGGGGCCACUCUAGCUAUGGGGCCGCGGCCGCCGUUGCUUCCCAUCCCUCGACUACCGUGACCAACAACUAUUACUACGAUGAGUCUUCCGCCCCACCUCCUGUCCCGCCGCAGGACUUUGGGGGCGGCGGCUACGGCGGUAGUGGCGGGUACGGUGGCCCUGAGCCGGGUGUACUUCCGACGCACGAUGCAUACGGCAAUGAGAUCGAUAGCAGUGAUCGCGAGUCGCUGAAAGAGGCCCGUGAUGAUUAUGAGGAGGCACUCGAGGAGGCGGCGAGUUCGUCGGCGAGCAGUAGCGAGCGAGAGGAACUUGAGGAGGCGCGCGAGGAGUACGAAGAGGAGUAUGAGGAGGCGUAUUAUGAUGAGUAG